UCCUGGCGGACCAUGGCGCCGGUGCACAGUGGAGAGCCCGAUCCCGAGAGCAGCGGUCUAUCAGAUUCAGGGAGUUCUUUGGCUUCUCGUUCACGGAGGGAAAAGAAAUCAGCAAAAGGGCGUCAGGAAGCCCUAGAAAGACUAAAAAAGGCAAAAGCUGGGGAAAGAUUUAAAUAUGAGGUAGAAGACUUCACAAGCGUUUAUGAUGAAGUUGAUGAAGAUCAGUAUUCCAGAAUGGUCCAGGCACGGCAGGAUGAUGACUGGAUUGUGGAUGAUGAUGGCACUGGCUAUGUAGAAGACGGCCGGGAGAUUUUUGAUGAUGAACUUGAUGAUGAUGCCUUUGAUGUUAGUAAGAAAGGAAAAGGUGACAGAGCAUCCAAAGACAAGAAGAAUGUAAAGAAGGCUGUGGUAUCGAAGCCAAAUAAUAUCAAGUCCAUGUUUAUGGCAAGUGCUGGAAAGAAAACUACAGAUAAAGUUGUUGACUUGUCAAAGGAUGAUUUGCUAGGGGACAUUCUUCAGGAUCUCAAUUCUUCGACACCUCAGAUAACUCCACCACCUGUAAUGAUGCUAAAGAAGAAAAGACCCACUGGAGCUUCACUGAAUCCUUUUUCUGUGCAAAUACCCAAGGCAACUUCUUUGGGAAAAAAUGAUGUUCUCAUUUCAAGAAGGGAAUCUCCUGUGACUCCGGUUGAUCUUAAACAUGCUGAUUAUAUGGCCAAGCCUGAGGAGAUGAUAAAAGAGGAAGAGAAACAGGAAGAGGGUUUGAUGGAUUUUGAAGAUGGAGACUUUGAUGAACCUAUGGAAGAUGAGGAAGCUGACAGUCUCCCCAAAGCAAUCAAGAUCCAAGAGGAAGAGAAGGAACAGGAAAAAAGUGUGACGCCUGAGUCAUUACAUUUAGACAGUUUUCUUCCAGAUGUUUCUUGUUGGGACAAAAUGGAUCAGGAAGAUGAAAGUAGUUUACGAACUCAAGAAAUCCAAGUAGAUUCAAAUCGUCUUCCAUUGGUAAAAGGGACAGAUGAUGAUCAGGUCUUUCUAUUUUAUUGGCUGGAUGCUUAUGAAGAUCAGUUUAAUCAACCAGGUGUGGUAUUUCUAUUUGGAAAAGUUUGGAUUGAAUCAGCAGAGACACAUGUAAGCUGUUGUGUCAUGGUAAAAAACAUUGAGCGAACUCUCUAUCUCCUGCCCCGUGAAGUGCGGAUAGAUCUAACUACUGGAGAAAAGAAGGGGAAUCCAGUUACAAUGAAAGAUGUUUACCAAGAAUUUGAUGAAAAGACUGCAACAAAAUAUAAGAUUAUGAAGUUCAAGUCCAGGAAAGUUGAAAAGAACUAUGCUUUUGAGAUCCCGGAUGUUCCAGAAAAAUCUGAAUACUUGGAAGUUAGGUACUCGGCUGAACUACCACAACUACCUCAGGAUUUGAAAGGAGAGACAUUUUCUCAUGUAUUUGGGACCAAUACAUCUAGUUUGGAACUCUUCUUAAUGAACAGGAAGAUCAAAGGCCCUUGCUGGUUGGAAAUAAAAAAUCCACAGCUCUUGAAUCAACCAAUCAGUUGGUGUAAAGUGGAGGCCAUGGCUUUAAAACCCGACUUGGUGAAUGUUGUUAAAGAUAUUGCUCCCCCGCCCCUUGUGAUCAUGUCGUUCAGCUUGAAGACGAUGCAGAAUGCAAAGACUCAUCAGAAUGAGGUUAUUGCUUUGGCAGCUUUGAUCCAUCACAGUUUUCCUUUGGAUAAAGCAGCACCCCAGCCUCCUUUUCAGUCACACUUCUGUGUUGUGUCCAAACCAAAUGACUGUAUCUUCCCAUAUGAUUUUAAAGAAGUUAUUAAUAAAAAGAGUGUGAAGAUUGAGAUUGCUGCAACAGAGAGAACAUUGCUGGGCUUUUUCUUGGCAAAAGUUCACAAAAUUGACCCAGAUGUCAUUGUGGGUCAUAAUAUUUAUGGAUUUGAUCUGGAAGUGCUACUGCAGAGAAUUAAUGUGUGCAAAGUUCCUCAUUGGUCUAAGAUAGGUCGCCUAAAGAGAUCCAACAUGCCAAAGCUUGGGGGCCGGGGUGGCUUUGCAGAAAGGAAUGCAGCCUGUGGCCGUAUGAUCUGUGAUGUGGAAAUUUCAGCAAAAGAGUUGAUUCGUUGUAAGAGUUACCAUUUAUCUGAACUAGUCCAUCAGAUCCUAAGAACAGAAAGGGAAACAAUUCCAUCAGAAAAUAUACGAAAUAUGUACAGUGACUCUCCUCAUUUAAUGUACCUAUUAGAAAACACCUGGAAGGAUGCCAUGUUCAUUCUUCAAAUCAUGUGUGAGCUCAAUGUUCUCCCAUUGGCCCUGCAAAUCACAAACAUUGCUGGAAAUGUUAUGUCAAGGACAAUGAUGGGUGGUAGAUCUGAGCGUAAUGAGUUCUUGCUACUUCAUGCAUUUUAUGAGAACAACUAUAUUGUGCCUGACAAGCAGAAUUUCAGGAAGCCUCAACAAAGACUGGGAGAUGAAGAUGAAGAUAUUGAUGGAGAUGCAAAUAAAUCCAAAAAAGGACGAAAGAAAGCAGCAUAUGCAGGUGGCUUGGUAUUGGAUCCCAAAGUCGGUUUUUAUGAUAAAUUUAUUUUGCUCCUGGACUUCAACAGUCUAUACCCAUCCAUCAUCCAGGAGUUUAACAUUUGUUUCACUACUGUGCAAAGAGUUGCCUCAGAGGACCAAAAAAUUACAGAGGAUGAAGAACAAGAAGAUAUUCCUGAUUUGCCAGAUCCAGAUUUAGAAAUGGGAAUUUUACCCAAAGAAAUCAGGAAACUGGUUGAGAGGAGAAAACAAGUCAAACAACUCAUGAAGCAGCAAGACUUAAAUCCGGACCUUGUUCUGCAGUACGACAUUAGACAGAAGGCUUUGAAGCUCACGGCAAACAGUAUGUAUGGCUGUCUUGGAUUUUCCUACAGCAGAUUUUAUGCCAAGCCAUUGGCUGCUUUGGUGACAUACAAAGGAAGGGAGAUUUUGAUGCAUACCAAGGAGAUGGUGCAAAAGAUGAACCUUGAAGUUAUUUAUGGAGAUACAGAUUCAAUUAUGAUAAAUACGAAUAGCACCAACCUGGAAGAAGUCUUCAAGUUGGGAAACAAGGUUAAAAGUGAGGUGAACAAGUUGUACAGGAUGCUAGAAAUUGAUAUUGAUGGAGUUUUCAAGUCUUUGCUUCUGCUGAAGAAAAAGAAAUAUGCUGCUUUGGUGGUAGAGCCAACCUCAGAUGGGAAAUAUGUCACCAAGCAAGAACUGAAAGGACUGGAUAUCGUGCGAAGAGACUGGUGCGAUCUUGCCAAGGAAACUGGAAACUUCGUCAUUGGUCAGAUUCUUUCUGACCAGAAUAGGGACACAAUUGUGGACAACAUUCAGAAGCGGUUAAUAGAAAUUGGAGAAAAUGUGAUGAAUGGUAGUGUCCCAAUUAGCAAAUAUGAAAUUAACAAGGCAUUGACAAAGGAUCCACAGGAUUACCCUGACAAAAAAAGUCUACCACAUGUUCAUGUUGCAAUUUGGAUAAACUCUCAUGGAGGCAAAAAAGUGAAAGCUGGAGAUACUGUGUCAUAUGUUGUCUGUCAGGAUGGAUCCAACCUAAGUGCCAGUCAAAGAGCCUAUGCCCCUGAGCAAUUACAAAAACAGGACAACCUGGCCAUCGAUACUCAGUAUUACCUGUCUCAGCAGGUCCACCCGGUUGUGGCUCGAAUCUGUGAGCCAAUUGAUGGAAUUGAUGCUGCUCUUAUUGCAACAUGGUUAGGACUGGAUCCCACUCAAUUCAGAGUUCAUCAACAUUACCAUAAAGAUGAAGAGAAUGAUGCCUUACUUGGUGGCCCAGCACAACUCAGUGAUGAAGAGAAAUAUAGGGACUGUGAAAGAUUCAAAUUUUCUUGCCCUAAAUGUGGAACUGAGAACAUUUGUGAUGGUGUCUUUGAUGGUUCGGGAACCCAGAUAGAACCCAGCUUGUUUCGCUGCUGUAAUAUAGAUUGUAAAGCUUCACCUAUGACCUUUGCAGACCAACUGAAUAAUAAGUUAAUCCUGGAUAUCAGACGCUGCAUUAAAAAAUACUACAAUGGUUGGUUGAUUUGUGAGGAACCAACAUGUCAGACUCGAACUCGUCGACUUCCCCUUCAGUUCUCUAGGAAUGGACCUCUCUGUCAGACAUGCAUGAAAGCUACUCUCAGACCAGAGUAUUCCGACAAGUCUCUGUAUACCCAGCUGUGCUUUUAUCGGUACAUGUUUGAUUUGGACUAUGCACAGGAGAAACUUAUUACCGAUCAUGAGAAAGACAUAUUGAAGAAGAAAGAGCACCUCUUCAAGACAUACCUUGGAACGUAUAGAAAACUCAAGAGCACAGCGGAGCAGUUCUUGGCCCAGAGUGGCUAUUCGGAAGUGUGUCUCAGCAAACUCUUCGCCGAUUGCACAGUGAAGCCCUUGAGGGAAUCCCAGAACUGACGAAGAGAGCGAGUAGUUUACAAAUCAUGUGUCUCCCUCUCCGCACAGGCACCCCACCCCCAUGGUAGCCCCAAGUGCCUCUUCUGCAUCUGCUCUUCCUCCAGGCUUUCCUCUUUGGAGAGAAUAUUUAUGGGGGAAGAAGGGGGCGUCCAUCUUUGUAAUUUCCUUCAGGUUAAAAAAUAAACACAAAACCUUAACUUUCCCCCCAAACGACCCUUUAAAAUCCCAGGGGCCUUUCUUUCCGGUGCACCUGAAUGGUGGAUUCCCCCUAUGUGUGCUUGUGUGAGCACUGGGAUGGGGGAGGGGGGAUAAGAGAGGAACUGCUACUUUAAUUGAAUAAUUCCCAGUGAGAGUUGCUGAAAUGUAAGUGAUCCUAGACUUUGCUCCAGGGUAUUUAGUGGAGGUGCUCUCGGGAAGAGAGGUUAGUAGAGGUCUCUCUAGGAGCACUAAUGUUUUGCCUUUUCACAGUUUAUCAACUUCCCCACUAUAAACAUACCAAUUAAAAACAAUCCUAACCCUAAAUGCUUCCUAAUGUUCUUCUACCUUUUGAGAGCAACUUGCUUUUUGAAUCAAUCUCAAUCAA
Messenger RNA from Gracilinanus agilis (Agile Gracile Mouse Opossum), 5005 nucleotides. It is a transcript of the gene POLA1, whose product is annotated as DNA polymerase alpha 1, catalytic subunit. The record is from RefSeq and is a predicted model, not a curated record. Gene Ontology annotation, molecular function: single-stranded DNA binding; DNA-directed DNA polymerase activity; chromatin binding. Gene Ontology annotation, cellular component: alpha DNA polymerase:primase complex. NCBI's taxonomy places the organism in Eukaryota, Metazoa, Chordata, Mammalia, Didelphimorphia, Didelphidae. The transcript is spliced from 37 exons. Gene Ontology annotation, biological process: mitotic DNA replication initiation; DNA replication; lagging strand elongation. The coding region runs from base 13 to 4422 and encodes 1469 amino acids.